CCUAAGCUUGGUGCUCGUUUCUCCAGAAACGUACUUCGCAUUCUGAACAAUUGGCUUGUGCAUCAUAAGCAGGACCCAUACCCAAACGACGAUGACAUCAGUUUCUUGCAAAGCCAGACUGGGUUGAAUCGGAAGCAAAUUACCAACUGGUUCGCGAAUAGCAGACGGAGGGGUCGUAUGCGAUACGUGAGACCGGCUUCUCCACAGGUACGUGGUUCGGGGACGGAUCCUAUCGACAUCCUCCCUCGACCUGGGACUCCAGCAUUAAGAGAAAGAACAAAGUUCAAGGAUCCGCUGCAACGGUGGGUUGAUUCCCCGCCAGAAGAAGAGGGUGCGGCCAUGAGAUGUAUCGCGCAAGCGAUAGCGUCAGGGUCAGGAGCUUCUGCAUGUAUCCCUGGCCCCAACGAAAACGAUGUCUGGUCAUCUCCCUACUAUAUGUCCUCUGCAAGCAGUGCCGGAACGUCCGAUUCGGGAUCCCAAUCCUCUCAUAGAAGUACGCGCAUCUCAAGACGAAAACGCCGCCGUCCAAGGGCAGAAGUCAGCUCUUUCCAAGCUGUGGAGUUACCAUAUCAAUGCACGUUUUGCACCGACACGUUCAAGACAAAGCAUGACUGGCAGCGUCAUGAGAAGUCGCUGCACCUAGCUCUCGAGCAAUGGGUCUGUGGAUCAGAUUCCCCACUUGCGACAAAACCUGGCGUUGCAGGACUAUUCUGUACAUUCUGUGGGCAGAUGUCGCCCGAUGAUGCGCACAUGCAAUCGCACAAUCAUUUGUUGUGUAGCGGACGUGACUUGAAGGAACGAACAUUUCUCCGCAAGGACCACCUUACGCAACACUUAAAACUCGUUCAUGGGGCUAAAUACGAAGACUGGUCUAUGAAACACUGGAAGAUAUGCAAGCUUGAUGUACGAUCACGAUGUGGAUUCUGCAAUACAUGGAUGACUUCCUGGGGAGAGCGAAUCGACCAUCUGGCUGAGCAUUUCAAGUCAGGCUCUACGAUGGCAGAAUGGCAAGGCGAAUGGGGAUUUGAUGAUGAGGUUCUGAAAUGGGUUGAGAACUCCCUGCCGCCUUAUUUCAUUCAUCUCGAGCGUCAAUUACCAUUUCCGAUCAAGGCCAGUAAUGCCUUACACGGCUUACCUAUCGACGCAUAUGAGCUUAUCAAAUCCGAGAUGGAAAUCUUUACGCAUGACUGCUAUACCAGAACAGGCAUGUUGCCGACACAUAACGCAAUGCAACUGGAAGCAUGCCGCAUCAUCAUCGCAUGCGAACACAAGGGUGGAGAGGACAUUUCGACUUCGGCAUUAACAAAAGGCGACUCUUGGCUUCGCGAUUUGAUCAUGUCGUCAGAAGAUCUGAUCAGAGAAGCAAGAUCUGGAUCGAUGGAGCUAUCAAAUGAUGGUGAAAUCUCCUUUUUAAAGAUUCAUGGCCAGCAUUAUCUAUUCAAAAAAUGCCAAUUCGAAUCGCAACUCCGGAUAUUCGUCGAAUUUGAGAGGCUAAUGGAUGUUCACGUACACGAUGUGCACAUCCAAAACGAGGCUUGUGAAAUCAUCCGGCGCAAGGAGGAAGACUCACUCACUUCAUCUGAGAGCUUCACAAGUUGGAUUAUCACACUUGUGCGCUCCAACGCAGAUUGGCUUUCCAAAUUCAAGGAGCGGAAUGGCAUAUCUGCAAAGGAUGUAACAAACCAUUUGGUGUCUGGGUUGAGCCUAGGAUCGGGUUCGAGCGAGAGUUUUCCAUGGUUACCAACCUCUUCACCAUCGCCUCCAGUGUUCUUGUCGACAGAGUAUGAGGUCGACCCGUCUGCAGUAGAUCUAAUCCAAGCAGAUCAUAUGCCUGCCGUGCCAGCACCCUUGACUGAAGCAUCCGAAUUGCAGGGCCUGGCCAAUUACCACAUAGAGGAUGCGAACUUUUAUCGUGGAUUUGUGGCAAACUUGAAGCGCUGGGUGGCAGCUACCAUGUGCACGGAGAACCCAAACUCCCAUAUACCUUCGGAUGCAGAAAUACAGCAUCAGGCUAGGUGGUUACUCUACAAUGGAGGGGAUGCAUGGAAUCAAACGCCUGCAGAUUUUGUUGAGUGGCUAGAGCCUUUCAAGAGGCAAGUAGGGAUU
This is a messenger RNA of Alternaria alternata, 2106 nucleotides long. RefSeq lists its product as hypothetical. Gene Ontology annotation, molecular function: RNA polymerase II cis-regulatory region sequence-specific DNA binding; DNA-binding transcription factor activity, RNA polymerase II-specific. The transcript has 3 exons. NCBI's taxonomy places the organism in Eukaryota, Fungi, Ascomycota, Dothideomycetes, Pleosporales, Pleosporaceae. Gene Ontology annotation, biological process: regulation of transcription by RNA polymerase II. The annotation marks the transcript as partial. The record is from RefSeq and is a predicted model, not a curated record.